Molecule: messenger RNA, 4487 nt
Organism: Pogona vitticeps (central bearded dragon)
Lineage: Eukaryota; Metazoa; Chordata; Lepidosauria; Squamata; Agamidae
Source: RefSeq, a predicted model, not a curated record
GGGCGGGGAAGGGAAGGAAUCCCCCCCGAGAGUUGUUUAUCAGCCGAGGCAGGUGCCUCCCCUCAGAGCGGAUCCCGAUUUGGCCACCUUUUCUUAUGCAGCGGCCGUGAACCUGAGGGCUCUGAAGGAAAGGGGCCUCUUCUCUCCCCGAACAACCUUUCUCUCCCGGCCCUGCCCUUGGCUUCCAGUGAAUGCUGUUUGUUGAGCUUUCGGUUGGAAGGACCCAAAAUGAUUCAGUGUAAGGAGGAAGACCCACAAAGCAUUCCAUUAUAAAUCAAGAAGGUAUAUAUAAUAGUCUACCACAAUGUCUGGAGUUGAAGAUGCUGCUGGUGUGUUAUCUGAAGUGAGCCUUGAUGAUGCAUGUAAAUUGUCAAGUGAAAACAAAGAAGCCAAUGCAAGCCCUAAAGAUCUUGUGGUCACUGUUGGAGCUACUGUACCCACUGGCUUUGAGCUGACUGCAGCAGAUGAAGUACAAGAGAAACUCGGAUCAAAGUCUCUAAUCAGUAAGGACCGAGGGAAAAUCUAUUUCAAAAUUCCUGUUACCAACCUUCCACAGGUCCACAAGUUAAGAUCAGUUGACAACUUAUUUGUUGUUGUUCAAGAAUUCAGUGAUUUUCAGUUCCAAGAAAGUAAGGAAGAAGCACUAAAGGAUUUAGAGGACCUCGUUAAGACACUGCCUUGGACUGAUCCUUUGGAAGUAUGGAAGUUAAAUACAAGCCUUAAGAAAAGAAAAACAAAAUGGAAAAAAGGCAAUCAAAAAAGUAAUGCUAAGAAGGAGAAACCAGAGGAUGCCAUAGAUGAAGAGGGAGCUGUUAGCAACGAACUGUCUGAUCCCGUGCCAAGUGUUUCGGAGUCUGCUGAGGUGCAGGACCCUGGAAGUACUGAUGAAAUGUUACCAGAAGAAGAAGAAGAUCUAUCUGAUUCUAAAGAAGACAUAACUUCUAAUGGUGAAAACAAAAAUGGAUCAGGUGACUGCAAGAAGCACGAAAUGAAAGAUGAGCCGCUGAAGUUCCGUGUGACGUGCAACAGAGCUGGCGAUAAUCACAGCUUUAAAUCAAAUGAGGCAGCAAGAGAUUUUGGAGGAGCUGUGCAAGACUUCUUUCAAUGGAAGGCAGAUAUGACGAAUUUUGAUGUGGAGGUUCUUCUCAACAUCCACAAUAAUGAAGUAGUAGUAGGGAUUGCCUUAACAGAGGAGAGUCUUCAUAGAAGAAAUAUCACACAUUUUGGGCCUACAACUCUUCGAUCCACUCUAGCCUAUGGUAUGCUCAGGUUCUGUGAUCCACAGCCAGCAGACAUAAUAAUUGAUCCAAUGUGUGGGACAGGUGCUAUCCCAAUAGAGGGUGCUGCUGAAUGGCCUAACUGCUACCAUCUUGCUGGAGAUAACCAUUCACUGGCUAUCAAGAGAACAGCAAAUAAUAUCUCUUAUAUACUGAAGCAACUUCAGAGUGAAAAAGGCACAUCUCCAAGCAAGCCCAUAGAUUGUAUUCAGUGGGACAGCUGCAAUCUACCACUCAGGACUGGCUCUGUGGAUGUUGUUGUGACAGAUAUGCCAUUUGGAAAGAGGAUAGGAUCUAAGAAAAAGAACUGGGAUCUCUACCCAUCCUGCCUUAUGGAGAUGGGUCGGAUCUGCAGACCAAGGAGUGGGAGAGCUGUGCUGCUGACUCAAGAUAGGAAAUGUUUUCUCAAGGCCUUGUCAAAAGUGGGACAUCUGUGGCGGAAGUCGCACACAAUCUGGGUGAAUGUGGGGGGACUCCAUGCUGCUGUUUACCUCCUGAAACGCUCUGCAGAAGCAUUUGAGAGGAUAGCAUCACAGUGGUAAAAUCUUGACCAAUAUUCUAGAUCAUAACUGCACUCUACUGCAUUUCUGAAAGCCAUGUGUAAGAUGUCUGUGUUGCCAUAUCAGCCCUUUGUGAUGUUGAAUGGGUUGAAAAUAUGAGCUGGUGGCAAGCUUAUUGAUCAAUGUUAAAUCUUGUCAUAUCCAUGUAGAAGCUCUUCAAGGAACUUUGAGGGUACAAGUAGAAAAAUAUAGCCAAGGUAUUCAUGAGUAAGUCUUCUUUGUACCUGUGUUUCUGAGCUUACUGUUUAAGAUUCAGUAAAAAAAUAUAUUUUUCAUAUUCACAGGGCAAGUUAUCUGUUUUUUUGUGAAGAUAGCAGGAUAGCCUCUGAUUACAGAAUGACCUUUUCUGCAGUCUUAUCUCCGAUUGCAGAAAAGCUAAUUCAAAAUAUGUUUGAGAGUCCACAACACAAUUUCCAGAGCAUUAUUCAGCUUAGAAUCUAUUUUAGAUAGACACAGUGCUUUCCAGUGAACAGAUUUUGCCACUAGAGAGGUCCUUCCAUUAAGUUCAUUUUAGCAUUGCCAAAAAUUAGCAAUAGGGAUACUAGAAAUUAUUGCUUCAAUUUAGAAUUUGAUGAGCUCUGGAUUACAGCCUAAGAACUUGAUAAUGCUGCCCUGUUUUCUCAUCUGCUACCUCAGUUACCUUGUAUACAUCAAUAUGCCAUUUGUAUUGCUACUGAAUUUAGUAGUGAAAGCAUGUAUCAUCAGCCUUUGUAUUUUUUCAAUAUCGACACAUACAUAAGACUUUGAAAAUACUGUAGUUUUCAUAUAUAUACUGGUGAUUUUGACACAGAACAAUGUGAAUGACAAGGAUACACAGAUUUAGUGUAUCACUUAACAAAAUUAUUAAACAGUAGAAAAACUGUUUUCACUUCGUUCUUGGGGAGAUUGUCAGGUGAUUGCCAUACUCUAUAAAUAGUUAUUUUGCCUGCUCUAUUGGAAUGCUGAGACUGAAUUGUCAAAUUUGGGAGUCUUUUCAUGUUAGCUUGAAAUGAAUGAUAAAACAAACAAAACCCCAAAUAUUCCAAGAUACAUGCUUUGGAACUGAGGCAUUGAAACCCAUAUAGUAUAAAUGUUUGAGUAUUGUUGUUUGAAUUUUGAGUUAAUUAAAAGUGGGAAGGGGCUAGUGACUAGAAAAAGCUACUGGCCAAAAUCCUGUUGCUUAGCUGUAUAAUAAAUAUCAGUAUAGUAGGCCCAUUGAAUCAGUGGGGGGCUUGCCAAGUCAGCUCCUCUGUAAAUUCUACUGAUUCAAAUAGACCUACUUUAGCUACUGUUUAUUGUGCUAAAAUAGCAGCUAGAGGAGGCAGAUUUCAAUCAGUGGAACUUACAGAGGAGUUGAUUCACCAAUUCCCCAUGGAUACAAUGGUCCUACUUUAGUGCAAUUUACUACUCUAAGCAAUAAGAAUUUGGCCAUUGAGUUAUAAGAAAUAAAUUACCAGCACUGUUCCGGUUACUGUAAAAAGGUAGCUAGCUAUUUGUCUCCAAAGCACUUUUGCUCCUUAAGAUUCUGUUGCCUGUCUAUGGAGUUUGCUUUGGUGUCUCAUACGUAGUAGUUGUUUUAUUGACUGUAAUUUUUACCUGUAUGUAAUAAAGAUUUACAACAAUGACCUUUCUUUUGUUGUAAUGUUUAUGACCAUGUGAAACAAUACUAAUAGUUUCUUUUGGAGGCAAUUUUGUUGUAUUUGCAAGUGUAGGAAUUUCUUUUUUUGUUUCCUUGGCUUUGAACUUCUCCAUCCCUAUACAGUUUUCCCUAUUGGAGAGCUUCCAGUGUAAUUCCUACUACUUUGCAAAAAUACAAACAGAUCUGCCACAGUAAGCAAAGGAAAUCCUUUCAGAAGCACUGCAUAUAUUAAAUUUCCCCCUCUCGUUCCAGUACUAAGGUUUUUCCUCCAAAGGAUCUUCCAUCUGUCACAGAGACUUGAACCAAGUGCUUGGUCACUUACUUAGGAAUAAUGUUACUGUUAUCUGUUACAGCCAGGUAGUCACAAAACUGGAUUGGUUUUGGUCAUGGUGUUAAGCAAUUGAGAAAUCAAAGGAUUAUGGAUUUUGGUGCUUUUCUGGAAAAUUCAGGCUUUGUAGUCAAUGCCUGGAUCUAGCCUGCUGAGCAAAGGAUGGAGGUCAUGGCCAUCAGUCAUUGGAAAAGAGGAACACCUGCAGCUUAUUGGUGUGAGACCGAUCUUCAAGGUCAAGAUGGCUCAUUCCCUGAUACUAAGUUAAUUGGGGAAAUGGUUUCAGCUGAGUGAGGGGAGAGGAGGAGAAAUGGCUCUCAUCAUCUUGAUUGUUCAAGGGAACUGCAUGCCUGAUUGGAAGACCCUCUGGAAAAGUCCAGAACCUGAAGUUAUGAAACGGAGAAAGAAGUUACUUUAGUUAGUUUUAUUAUUUCUUAGGAGAGACACUGUGUUCCUUGGCUUCAAGGAUUGCGCUUCAUAUAUGUUCUGAGAUUAUGCUGAAGCUAUGAUAAGAGUCUAAGUACUGGAAUAGUUCAGCUAGCUUUAUUUUCAGGUGUGUUUGCUCUGUAUUGCUCCCUUCUCAAGUUUUAAUUAUUUGCUCCAAAAUCUUUUUGACUGUUCUUGUAACUGUUGAGACUGUUCUUGAAUUUUUCUCCUCUUUUUGAUCUUUUCAGUGUUUUUAAAUAAAAUAUAAAAUUUCUUGA